This is a messenger RNA of Encephalitozoon cuniculi GB-M1, 1758 nucleotides long. RefSeq lists its product as uncharacterized. Lineage: Eukaryota; Fungi; Microsporidia; Unikaryonidae. The record is from RefSeq and is marked provisional. Bases 1 to 1758 code for a protein of 585 amino acids. Gene Ontology annotation, biological process: mRNA export from nucleus. Gene Ontology annotation, cellular component: cytoplasm; nucleus; transcription export complex 2. The transcript has a single exon.
AUGGAAGAUCUACGAGCAAAGUAUGAAAGAUUGCUGGAAGCGCGCGCGAAUGCUAAGCCCAGUGAGAACAUGGUUGGAAAAUGUAUGACCUUCUGCCCAGAGCUCGAGGGUCUGGAGCGGGUACUGAACAACGAUGUGUCUCCCUAUGAGGCGGAGGUGAUGAUAAAAAAAUAUCGUAAGCCAUCUUCGGGAAAGCAUAGGGAGCUUCCCGAGGAUGUAAGGCCAGUGGAGGUGCUUGUUGGCGUAAUAAACCAUGUCAUCAAACUCUGUGCCGGUGAUCAAAGCAUUCGGAUGUACAGGUUUGCAGAUAACGGAAUCAGGGCUGUCAUAUCAGACAUGAGGAUUCAAAACGAAAAAGGCAAGGCUGCGAUUGAAAUACUUGAAAAGGCAGCCAGGUUUUACAUCGUCUUCCGGUAUUUGCUGCACGACCAUCCUCACUUCAACAAGGACAUGAACUUAGGACAGCUCAAGGUUGUGAUAGCCAGCCUCAUAAGGCUGUACGGACUCGGGGAGGCCGGGUGCAAAGAGAAGGAUAACCGAGAGGAGUUUUACUGUUAUCACAUUCUGGCAUCCAUGGGGGAGAGAUACGUUGCAGGGAUCCAGGGAUGGAUCGGUGGGGGAAGAUGUAGACUGCCUACAGAAAUCACGAAGAAAUACAUGCAGAACAACGCAUCUGGAUUCUUUAGGCUCCUAAGAAGACUUGAUUAUCUUGCGUUCUGUUUGGCACAGUCGUUUGCAGGAGAGAUCAGGGCAAAGUCUGUCCAGAUGUUCAGAAAGUCUCUUGCAGAAAAAGUGAAUAUUGAAUUCUUUGGAGAUGUCCUGUGGGCUGAUGAGUCCGAGAUUGAGGAACUGAUGAAGAGAAAAGGAGUUGUGGUGAAGUCUGGGAAGGUGGAUUUUGAGGAAAAGGGAGGUGGAGAGGAAUAUGAGAAAGUCGUGCCUAGUAGCAGAAGAAUAGAGACAAGCGUGAAAGCCCCCAUAGUGUUUAUGCUUCAUGGAUGUAUUGACUAUAAGAUCUCAACGGCUAUUCUUUGUGCAGUACUCCGGAAAAGACUUGAGGCUCUUAGGUUGCCUUUAGGUGACCGGCACCCUCAGGAUGAGGAUAGGGAGCGUUCUGCGGGGAAUAGACUGUUUGCAAAAAAAAUGUGUAUUGCCAUCCUGGACGAAGUUGUCCGAAAAAUCGCUGUCGAGGUAUUCUCCAGGAUUAUGCUCCUGAACACACUGAGAAGGUAUCUUACGGGGUGGAAGGAUGAGGCAGCGAAAAGGAACAAGAAUGCCCCAGUCAAGAACAGAUAUCUUCUGCUGGUCGUCCUAGAUAGAGAGAUAUCCUCAGUCUCGUUUAUGGGAUGCAUCAACUCCUCUGUCUUGAAUACGCUUGUACCUGUGAUCACGUAUAUCGAUAAAACAACAGUAGACGAGAUGCUGAUGUACAAUCUUUGUGUCUUUUCUGUCUCAAAGAGCAAGCGUGAAGAGAUAUACAGCAGAUAUCGUAUGAUCAACCUUAUUGCUGACACACCCCAAGGCCUCUCCAAAAGGGUCGAAGAAAUCUACGAAAGAGCUGUGAACGCAUUGAAAGUCAGGAAGUCUACUCUGUUUGCCUUCAUCGAUGGAAUGGACAAGGUGCAAGCAAUAGAAGCGAUAGUCAGGCUGAUAGAUAACGGGAGGAAUGGAGACAUCCUGGAGGGCAACCUUGCUUUGUUAUACGAGGGCAAACCGCUUGUCGAAUGCGAUAUUUAUUACGAAGAGGAAGGUGUUGAUUAG